CACCUCUCUCUCUCUCCCUCAUCACUCUCUCUCUCUCUCUCUGGUUGUUCAUCACAUUCAGUUCAGUUUCAGUCAGUAGCCAUGGGAAGAGCUCCGUGUUGCGACAAAGCAAACGUGAAAAGAGGACCAUGGUCUCCUGAAGAAGACGCCACCCUCAAGAGCUACCUCCACAAACAUGGCACCGGUGGAAAUUGGAUCGCUCUCCCCAAAAAAGCUGGUCUUAAGCGUUGCGGGAAGAGCUGUCGUCUGAGAUGGCUCAACUAUCUCAGGCCUCAUAUAAGGCUUGGAGGUUUCACUGACGACGAAGACAAAAUUAUCUGCACUCUCUAUGCUGCCCUCGGAAGCAGGUGGUCUCUUAUAGCUGCUCAGUUGCCUGGAAGAACGGACAACGAUGUGAAAAACCACUGGAACACAAAAUUGAAGAAGAAGUUUUUUGCAGCAAACAGUUGUAAUGGCACCGUCAGCAAUAUUCGCGAGAGCAAUAGUGCUAGUUAUGUACCCUUGUCAUUUUUCCCCCUCAAACACCUCAAGGCGAUGCCUUUUUGCAAGGUCACAAGGAGUCAGAGUAUUUUGAGCCUUGUGUUCAGGAGUUGGAGCAAAAUAAAGCUCCAAUUUUAGGACAAAAACCUCUGAAACCUCAAGUUUCAGAUGUUGACAGCCGUUUCAUGAUGAGUGACAGCUGUGGGAUGCCAUGUUCUUUGGGAGUUUCAUCUUCUUCAGGUUGCUUAGCAGAAAAGAACCGUCAUGCCAAGUGGGUUGGAUUUGAGCGUGAUGAUCAAGAUGAUGCAAGUAUGAGUGAUUUUGUGUGUGAUGAUGAUCUCUUCGAUGGCUUUGCUUAUUAUGACCAAUGCCUCAUCAACGACGACUGCUUCCCAAAUUAAUAGCCAGAUUACCCAAAUUAAAGGGGAUGCGUUUAGUUUACUAGGUACUCAACAGCGUAAAACUGGUGUUUCCAACAUUAAAUGUACAUUCCGAAGAAAAUGGAAAAAAAGAGUAUUAUUGUAAGCGAGUAAA
This is a messenger RNA of Prosopis cineraria, 1014 nucleotides long. RefSeq names its product transcription factor RAX3-like. The record is from RefSeq and is a predicted model, not a curated record. NCBI's taxonomy places the organism in Eukaryota, Viridiplantae, Streptophyta, Magnoliopsida, Fabales, Fabaceae. Bases 82 to 618 code for a protein of 178 amino acids. The transcript has 3 exons.